CCUCGUUACCGCCCAUCAGUAGCUAGUCAAAGGUCUGGGUGUCCCUUAACGUGAUCCCGGUUCCCGAUCACACUUAACGCGAUCCUAGGUUCCCGGCCCACAGUCGACUGCCGGUGGCUUGGUGCUGCCGAGGAUCGGGAGCGCGCGAGGUCGUACCCACGGCCGCGAGGAGGGUUUCCCUAGACCGAGGCGCGGAAACGGGGUGCCCCGGCCUCCCGCCCGCUGCCUGCCCCUUCUUUGCUGUAGUGAACGCCGUGCGCCCGGCACGAUGGGUGCCAACGAGGACCAAGAGAUGGAACUGGAAGCUUUACGGUCUAUUUAUGAAGGAGAUGAAAGUUUCCGAGAAUUAAGUCCAGUUUCAUUUCAAUAUAGGAUAGGUGAAGACGGCGAUCCCAAAGCCUUCCUGAUAGAGAUCUCCUGGACGGAGACAUACCCGCAGACGCCUCCCGUCAUAUCUAUGAACGCCUUUUUUAACAACACCAUCUCCUCGGCGGUAAAGCAGAGCAUCUUGGCCAAGCUGCAGGAGGCCGUGGAGGUAAAUCUUGGCACAGCCAUGACCUACACGCUGUUCGAGUAUGCUAAGGACAAUAAAGAGCAGUUCAUGGAGAACCAUCACCCUGGGAAUUCCACGACUCCUGUGACCAAUAUCAUCUCGGUUGAAACUCCCAGCACAGCCCCAUCAAGUAAGAAAAAAGACAAGAAAGAACAACUUUCCAAAGCUCAGAAACGCAAGCUCGCAGAUAAAACAGAUCACAAAGGGGAACUCCCUCGAGGCUGGAACUGGGUUGACGUCGUGAAGGUAUGGCAAACUUACACUCAAGUCUUCAAAGUUGUUAAGAUUAUUGUCAUCAAAUAACGAAAUGUGUGUUUU
Molecule: messenger RNA, 871 nt
Organism: Apodemus sylvaticus (European woodmouse)
Lineage: Eukaryota; Metazoa; Chordata; Mammalia; Rodentia; Muridae
Gene: Rwdd4
Product: RWD domain containing 4
Exons: 6
Coding region: 269-856 (195 amino acids)
Molecular function (GO): protein binding
Source: RefSeq, a predicted model, not a curated record